Messenger RNA from Oreochromis niloticus (Nile tilapia), 1841 nucleotides. Its product is annotated as tripartite motif-containing protein 35-like. The transcript has 2 exons. The coding region runs from base 276 to 1220 and encodes 314 amino acids. NCBI's taxonomy places the organism in Eukaryota, Metazoa, Chordata, Actinopteri, Cichliformes, Cichlidae. Gene Ontology annotation, molecular function: protein binding. The record is from RefSeq and is a predicted model, not a curated record.
UCGGAGGACUGAGAGGGACAAGUUGCAAAAAGGCAAAUUUGGAGCUGGCUGAUUCCUUUGUGGAGAGACAGAAAUCUUGGACUGUAUGCAGUAAACAUCAAGAGGAGCCCCAACUGUUCUGCGUGGACGAAGACAAACCUCUGUGUCCUCUCUGUGAUUUUCCUCACCACCAGAGUCACAGAGUGGUUCCUGUAGAAGCUGCUAUCGACGUCCUGAAGGAGAAGCUGAAAUCUGACUUAAAGUCUCUGCAGGACAAGAGGAACAAAUACAAACAAAUGGUGAAAACAUACAAUGAAGUGAGGGAACACAUCAAGAAGCAGCUGUUGUCCACAGAGAGGCAGAUCAGAGCAGAGUUCAACAAGCUCCAGCAGUUCCUGAAAGAGGAAGAGGAGUCCAGACUGGCAGCUCUGAGGGAGGAAGAGGAACAGAAGGGGAGGACUAUCAACAGAGAGAUGAAGAUGAUUGAGGAGCAGAUCUCCUCUCUGUCAGACAGCAUCUCUGCUGUUGAAGAAGAGCUGCAGAAACACAGCGUGCCAUUCCUCAGCAGUUAUAAAGACACUCAGAGCAGAGCCAGAGCCCAGAGCUCAGUGUCAGAUCCACAGCUGGUCUCAGGAGCACUGAUAGAUGUGGCCAAACACCUGGGCAACCUGUCCUUCAGAGUGUGGGAGAAGAUGAAGGAGAAGGUCCACUUCAGUCCUGUCAUUCUGGACCCAAACACUGCAAGUGGCUGGCUCUGUCUGUCCGAUGAUCUGACCAAUAUGAGACGUCAAGACGCAAAACAGCAGUUUCCUGAAAAUCCAGAGAGAUACAUUAAACACACCAAUGUUCUGGGCUCUGAGGGCUUCAGGUCUGGGAAACACAGCUGGGAGGUGGAGGUGGGAGACCAUCCUGACUGGAUUGUGGGUUUAAUUAAAGAGUCAGCUGAUAGAAAGGGAGAGCGUUCUGCUUUACCAAAAUAUCCAAUCUGGUGUUUAUGGCAUAACAGUGGAAAAUACACUAAUGGUGAUGGUCAGACUGUGAAAGUGAAGAAGAGUCUCCAGAGGAUCAGGAUCCAGCUGGACUAUGACAGGGGGGAGGUGUCCUUCUGUGACCCUGAAGACAUGACUCACAUCUACACUCACAGAGACACUUUCACUGAGAAACUCUUCCCAUUUUUCAGUAUUGGAGAGGCAGGAGACGCCAAAACCUCUGAUAUCAAAAUCUUUCAGACUGAGAUGUGAUUGUGAUUCUUUUCUAUCUCUUAGCAUUCCACUUUCCUUUUUAAUGUUUUUGUUGAUAGUUUUAAUAAAAUACAAAAUAUUCAUGUGUAGAAUAGACCUAACUAUCCAUGCUGAUAUAGCAGUUGAUCUUGUAUUUGUGUGACAACUAAUUUACAAUUACAUUUAUUCAGUAUUCAGAAAAAUCUCUUUCAUCAGUUUUUAUUGUCCAAUUCUGUGGGAACUGUUUAAUAAUAUCAGACACAAUUAAUCACUUCUAAGCGUGAGAAAUCUGAAGACUGUCUUAUUUAAAACUACAACUGAACACUAUUUAACUAAUCAAUCUGUUCAGUUUUUUUUCUAUUAAACUCUACAAGAUGCUGAUAAAGAGACCAAAAGCUCACAAACGAGCAAAUGUUCUGUAUGUCUUAUUUAAACAGGAACAUUAUUUGUAUAAUUUUUAAACAUUCAUGCAUUUAAAGUUGCUGUUUGUUCCAAUGAUUUUAUGUCAGGUAAGGCUGACAAUGUUUUUUCUUUCCUUGUUUUUUGUCAGAUGCUACAGCCCAGAUUUUUUUCUGAUAUUUUGAUUCUGAUAUUUGCUUUAAAGCAAGAGAAGAGUUAACUUAUUGUAAAUUACCGAUCCAA